This is a messenger RNA of Xenopus tropicalis (tropical clawed frog), 603 nucleotides long. RefSeq names its product traf2 and NCK-interacting protein kinase-like. Lineage: Eukaryota; Metazoa; Chordata; Amphibia; Anura; Pipidae. The transcript is spliced from 7 exons. Gene Ontology annotation, molecular function: transferase activity; ATP binding; protein serine/threonine kinase activity. The coding region runs from base 18 to 599 and encodes 193 amino acids. The record is from RefSeq and is a predicted model, not a curated record.
GAUCUGUAUAUGACCUAAUGGGCACCAAGAAGCAAUAUUCCCUAGGAGAAAGGUGGAUUUCUUAUAUUUGCAGAGAGGUGUUACAGGGCCUUUGUCAUCUGCAAAAACUCAAAAUUAUCCAUCACGAUCUAAAACCUGAAAAUCUGAUGCUUACGAAAUAUGGAGAUGUAAAAAUAGUUAAUUUUGAACAUGCAACAAUAGGAGAAAAGAGCGAUAGCAGCGCUGGAACAGUAUGCUACAUGGCACCAGAAGCACUUGGCUGCUUGCGUAAGAGUGCCGAGUAUGACUAUAAGGCCGAUAUAUGGUCUUUGGGGAUCACAGCCAUCGCUAUGGCACAAGGAUAUCCCCCAUACAGCAACGAACCGGAAAAGAGAGUGAUCAAAAAGAUCAUUUUUGGUCCAGCUCCAGUACUAACAUGGGACAGAUGGAGUGACACUUUCCACUCUUUUGUUGACAAAUGCCUGCAAAAAAAUCCUAACAAGAGACCAACUGCAGAGAAGCUUUUGUUACAUCCCUUCAUCACAGAUAUCGGUGAUGUAAAGGGUGUAAAAUGGUGCAUUUCAAAACAUCUGGAAAUGACACAAGAAUCACAGCUAUAAAGAA